Messenger RNA from Hippocampus comes (tiger tail seahorse), 2068 nucleotides. RefSeq names its product SLX1 homolog B, structure-specific endonuclease subunit (gene slx1b). NCBI's taxonomy places the organism in Eukaryota, Metazoa, Chordata, Actinopteri, Syngnathiformes, Syngnathidae. The transcript is spliced from 4 exons. Gene Ontology annotation, molecular function: 5'-flap endonuclease activity; crossover junction DNA endonuclease activity. Bases 213 to 947 code for a protein of 244 amino acids. The record is from RefSeq and is a predicted model, not a curated record. Gene Ontology annotation, cellular component: Slx1-Slx4 complex. Gene Ontology annotation, biological process: double-strand break repair via homologous recombination.
ACAACACAACAGCGAGGAAGAUUUUUAUGCCAUUCAAAACAGGCAAUAGACUUUGACUCCUCAAGAGUACUUGUGAAUCGGACCAAAUAUUUGAACGGUCGACGAUGGAAUAUUGUCAGCGUUUCAUUUGAAAAUAUCAAAACAAGACGAAUGUUUCUUCGUGACAUUGAGACAAAUUGAGCCGUGUUUCGUGUUUUGUGUUAGCCCGUCCAAUGGCGCAGGAGGUGGAGAACUUCUUUGGCGUAUACAUGCUGUACUGCCUCAACCCCAAGUUUAAAGGGCGAAUCUACAUCGGCUUCACGGUGGAUCCUGAACGCAGGCUGAGGCAACAUAAUGCCGGGCGCCACAAAGGAGGGGCCAAGAGAACCAGCGGCAGAGGACCAUGGGAGAUGGUCCUCAUCAUACAUGGCUUCCCCUCUGACAUCGCUGCCUUGACAUUUGAGUGGGCAUGGCAGAACCCGCACUCCUCCCGGCGCCUCGCCCACGUCUGCCGGCGCGGCAGGAAGGAGUCCGGCCUGCAGUUCCACUGGCGCGUGGUCUCCAACAUGCUGCGCGUGGCCCCCUGGAGCAGGCUGCCACUGACGGCUCGCUGGCUGAAGCGAGAGUACAAGGUGGACUUUGAGCCCGCUCUUCGGCCCCCGCCGCACGUCUCCCUCGCCUUCGGGGCCGUCAGGGCCAAGAAGCAGCGGCCGGUAGACACGUGUGAAGACCGGGAGGAGACUUGCAGGUGUUUUCUCUGCAAUGGCCCCCUCAUGACUUGGGAAAAGCUGCGUUGCGUCCACGCGUCGUGCGGAAUGCGCAGCCACGUGAUCUGCCUGGCCAAGCGCUUCCUGCGGCCCGAGCCCUCCCACCUCCUGCCCGUCGGGGGUCGGUGUCCCGCCUGCCACCGCGACGUGCUGUGGGGGAAUCUCAUCCGCGUCAAGCAAGGCUGCGCCGGAGACGCGUGACACUUGACUUCGUUGGCCUCCCAAGUAAGCUAUCCCGCCUUUGAUUGAUGGCGUCUUUUUAAAUGGGUGGAUUUUUUUUUUUCUUGAGACUUCGGCAUCAAUGCCGCGUGUCUAACAUGUCCACUAUGGUGAACGCAUGUUCCAUCCGUGACUGUGUUCAGUCAUUUCACCACUGAACAGGAAUCGAGCAGCUUCGCCCGAGGCCAGUGACUCAUUUGAGCUUUGCGCCUUCCACAGGAUGACGGGACAAGAAAGAAGUCGUUGACCCGGUCACCUUUUUCAACCCUCAAAUAAUCCUGUUGCAUCAUUUUUAUAGCGCUCUGAUCAUGAACUGGCCCGAACCACCACGUUUAUUUAUCCGUUUUUUAUAAGGCUAUUUAUAACACCGCAAAAACGAGUUUUAAUUAAACGGUAUUUGAAAUGGAGUGCGGCUUUAAAGCCCCAACGGGUAGUCCAGGGGUGCCCAACCCCAAAAUUGUACAUGAAACACAGUUUGACAAAGAGGAAUAAAAGUCCAAAAAGACAACAUGGCAACAAGCUCUGAUCGCAAGUGGCCGACCGCUAACGACUUGCGGAGAUGCUUAUAUGCGCGCCACCAUAAGCUAAAGGUGACUUGCUUUUUAAUUGUAUUUUUUUCAACAUAUAGGCAUGUUUUUUGUGAGAGUGAAACUGAUAAGAUGCUUCAACAAAAAUACAGGAUAUUAGUAACACGCACAUCUUUUUUUUUUCUCUCGAUUUCUCCCGACGCCACCGGCGAUCGAUUCGGGACCAGUCCGCGCAGGCUACCGCUCCGUCGACGUACUGGGCACCCCUGAUGUCGUCAAUCCACUUGACUGGAGACAUUGAAAGGGCACGCGAACCCUUCACGGUUUCACCAAAUGUUUGGGAAAGAAAUUUACGAUUCCACUUCCCGUCAUCAAUUUAAAUGGACGGACGGUACACAGGGGCUGACUUUGAAUCACAAUCCUAAGCCUCCGUUGCGUGGACAAAGUGCAGAUGGAAACCAGAACGCACAAGAUCGGGACUCGUCACCAGUGAGGGGAUCUCAUCCUGCGGCGGCCGGGGAUCCGCUCAGCUCAUGACAAACAAGCGAAUGAACAGAAAAGGCACGGAAGAAGAAA